ACUAUGACAACCUCCGGCCGUUAUUCAAGGCCACCGUAGACAUGGGGGCAGAGAUCGAGGUCAUACGAUAUGCUCAUGGAACCCCCGGCCUGGGGCUAGCUAACCACAUGAGCAUCUACUGUCCACAUUGGUAAACAAAUGACUAGGCAAGCACGCAAUAGUACCCGGUCCUGGCCUGCUUACGCGUUCGUGUCUGUAUCAGCCAAUGCACAAUAUACUCUAUACCAUAAUAGCUAUUCCUCUAGUUCGUUCGACGCCAGCAGCAGGACUUCUUCAUCAUCUGUUACCCACUCAAUCAGUAAUUUUCUCAAGGCAAGGCAAGGAAAAACGAAGUAACGUUUUUCAGCUGAUCGCUCGAUCAGUGAGAGGGUCCAGACAACUCGACUUCUUCUAAGCAUCGCGAAAAAAAGUCGUGGCCAAAUUUGACGCCUCUGUGACAGCAGGGUUAAGUCAGCUAUCACUAUAACGGCGGCAGCGGAAGCAAACACACGGUCGUGCCUACUCAGAGCAGUGGCAGUAGCAUGUGUCCGAGCCAAAAGCCACUGCAGAGACUGUGGCAGAGGCCUCCGCAGCAACGGACUCUUCGAAUGGCAGCCAGAGAUCGUCAUUGGAGAAGAAACUCUUUGUUUCGACAGAUAGAAACCACUAAGCAGGGCAGUGCGAACCACUGCACGGGCGACAGUAACGAUGACGACGGCUACAGACAGAACGCCCCAACUCCGUUUGCACUAUCAGCAGUAACCGCCUUAUCCUACUGUUAGUACUGCUACUAUUGGGCGGUGGUUAGUUAAUUAUUUGUUUCCCCGUUCCUCCAGCAAGUGCGUCCCUCCGCAUACUCCAUUUUCGUCCUCAUCCCCUUGCAACGAUACCGCCAGAAAUAACGAUGAUUCUUUUCACUAUUUUAAAGAAAGUGCUAUAGUGCGAUGAUCAUAUGCUACUGAGGCCAGUACUGCUGUUGUUGUCACUAGGGGAUCAGCAUUAAGUAAUGAUGUACGAUAUUUGUUACGAUUUGCUGGUCUAAAACUAGCCAUCAUGCUAGUUGACGUGCCAGUGCAUGAUAUAAAGAACAGUCAAAUUCGACAAGACAUUUACUAAAAUCCUUUCAAGGAGAAUCUAUCAAGUUGUAAGUACGUUAAGCAGCUAAACUCUGCCUGCAGUUUUCUUGCGGCACUAAUUAUGGAAGAAUUCCGUUGAUACCAUUAAGGAUGCAGAUGAAUGAAAAUAUUGCGUUCUAACAAUGUUAUUUCGCGCUGCAUUUCAGACACCGGCUCAACCUCGCCAGAAGAAAUCUGAAGGAACGAAGUCCAAGGGGAACGCGAAGAACGCGAGAGCAAAUAGUCAACAGGAAGGCGAAACGGGAAAUUCAGGAAAUCAACAAGGUCCGCCCGCAAAAAGGCAACGCGCGACUCCUGACGAGAACAAAAACACUCAUCAGCUGACACCGGAUGUAAAGCCUCAGUUCAGCGUUUUGGGUGCGCCCGCUGGAAGCAUGUACGCGCCUCAUGAUUCCUCGAUGCCCCCUCCUCAUAUGUCUGCUGGGUAUGCAACACCCGGCGCGCCGCCCCAACCACCGACGUUUGCCCCCCCUGGUCAACCGGGUCAGCCGGGCUUGUUUAAUGAUCCCAACCAAUAUGCCAGCGCACCCGCGCCCCCCGCGUAUAGCCACCCAUCGAUGGUUACAUCUGGAACACCCAUGUCUCCCGCGUCAGCGUCUCCUGGCAGUAUCGGUUUCCAGCCUGGCCAGGGCCCCCAAGAAGGCUUUAGCCAGCAGCGGCAUCAGUUGAUGAAUUCGCGCCUUAAGUCAUUGAUUCAACAACGUGCAUCGCAGAAGGAGCCCGAGCAGAAUUCGCAGGACGGGUUCCGCUCGCCGGCACAAACCCCAACAACGCCUACCGGCGCCGCACCUGACGGCUCACCUUUCUACCCAGCUGCCGGUUCCGGGUCCCAGCCCGAGUGGGGGGGCUCUAGCGGUCCGGGUCAGAGCCAUUUACUGAACCCCGCGGUCAAGCUGGAGCCCUCCGACCAGGGCCAGGAUCCCCGGACGGGGCCACCUCCCCAUAGCCCGGCCACCGACAUGGCAGCGAAGGCCUCCGAGGCGUCGGAUCGUCCGCCUAGCAGUCUCAGUAUUGGUAGGCAGACCCCGCAUGCCGGCCAAUCUCCCGUUCCCGGCUAUACGCUUCAGGGGUCUUUCGCUAGCCCCAAGUCGGCCAGUCAUGGCUUUCCCCAGUCCCCGCGACACUUCGAAGGUCAGCAGGAGCCUUCGGCAUCAAGCGGAAGUCUCAACAUCUUGAAUUUACCAGUUGGCUCAUAUCCCGGUCAUCUUGUUCCUGGUUACCCCCCAACAAGUGCGGCAUACGACCCACAAGCACCACCCUUGCCUGGGUUCUCAAAGCCUGGAGCAUUUUACCAGGCUGCUCCAACGGAACCUUUUGCCGGCUUGCAACACCCUCCAGCCGAUCCCGGCAUGUAUGGAGGUGGCGGUCCUUUGCCGAGUAUGAGUGGCAUGGCCGGUGGAUUCGGCCUUCCAGCACUGCCACCGAUGCAGGCUGGGGCUCAGGCAGGCAGUGCCGGACUCAACCUACCUGGAGCUGACCCCUGGUGGGGACGACUGGAACAAAUGAAGACCGAAUAAACAUAAAAGCCUGCUUUUCUCAGACUCCAGAAGUACUCCAGAAGAGGGGUUUCUGAAGUCUCGAAAAUUUGACCACCGCAAUGGUCUUAAAGGCCAUUUUGUAUUAUAGUGAGGUGGACGGCGACAAAGUUAGCCAUCACUUCCAUUGUAGAUGAUAACCUAGAAUAUAUGACAUGAGCUCAAGAACGGGAAACCAGACUUGUAACCUGCAUGUUAGACUACUGGCAUAGUUGGGUAACUUGACUUGUGGAACUCGAAUACAGUUUAAUGACAACCCAUGCGUUGUCACUACAUAUGACGAAAAUACUAAGCAUCGAGUUCGCAGAAAGGAAACAGAGUGCCAAAGCUGACUAA
Varroa destructor (honeybee mite) is the source of this 2986-nucleotide messenger RNA. RefSeq lists its product as uncharacterized. The record is from RefSeq and is a predicted model, not a curated record. Gene Ontology annotation, molecular function: zinc ion binding; methyl-CpG binding. Lineage: Eukaryota; Metazoa; Arthropoda; Arachnida; Mesostigmata; Varroidae. Gene Ontology annotation, cellular component: nucleus.